UUCUGGGCUGCUGUUUUUAUAUAGUUUUAAUUUUCUUGAAGUAAUGACACUUCCCAAGCGCACACACACACACACACACACACAGAGUUCUUAGCCUACUGUUUCAUUUUGUAUAGCUUCCCUCAUUUCCCCUGAGUUUCUGUUCUUUACUUCUUUUUACUGUUUGCAAAAAAGGGAUUGAAGGGAAACAGGAAGAGUAAGAGAUGGCAGGAGGUGGAGCUGCUGUAUCAAAGGAUGACCCGCCGCCACACCAACCUAAAGAUCAGCUUCCCAAUGUUCAUUACUGCAUUACUAGUCCUCCUCCAUGGCCUGAGGCUAUCCUUCUGGGGUUCCAACAUUAUCUGGUAAUGCUUGGCACAACGGUAAUCAUACCCACCGCGCUCGUUCCUCAAAUGGGAGGAGGAAACGAGGAGAAAGCACAAGUUAUUCAGACUCUGCUGUUCGUUGCCGGGUUGAACACUCUGUUGCAAACAUGGUUUGGAACCAGAUUACCAGUUGUGAUAGGAGGUUCAUACACUUUUGUCGCGCCAACAAUUUCAAUUAUCCUGUCGGGUAGAUGGAAUGACCCGGAUCCUAUAUCGAGGUUCAAGAAGACGAUGCGAGCCACUCAGGGUGCACUUAUUGUUGCGUCAACCAUUCAAAUAGUGCUUGGUUUCAGCGGUCUUUGGCGCAAUAUUGCAAGGUUUCUCAGUCCUAUUUCAGCUGUUCCUUUGGUCGCGCUUGCUGGUUUUGGGCUCUACGAAUUCGGUUUUCCUGGGGUUGCCAAAUGUGUGGAGAUUGGGUUGCCGGAGCUCGUGCUUCUGGUUUUCUUUUCUCAGUAUCUGCCACACUUGAUACGCCCCGGAAAGCAUAUCUUUGACCGGUUUGCAGUUAUUAUCACUGUGGUGAUUGUGUGGAUUUACGCCCAUUUACUUACUGUUGGUGGAGCCUACAAUGGAAGGUCCCUAAAGACGCAAACAAGCUGCAGAACUGAUCGUGCUGGACUUAUUGAUGCUGCUCCAUGGAUAAGAAUCCCAUAUCCCUUCCAAUGGGGAGCACCUUCGUUUGAUGCCGGUGAAGCAUUUGCUAUGAUGAUGGCUGCUUUUGUUGCUCUUGUAGAGUCAACUGGUGCCCUGAUUGGUGCUUCCAGACAUGCCAGUGCAACCCCGUUACCACCAUCGAUCCUCAGCCGUGGUGUAGGUUGGCAGGGUGUCGGAAUCUUGUUGUCUGGAUUGUUUGGAACUGCGAACGGAUCGUCAGUAUCUAUUGAGAAUGCUGGCCUAUUGGGACUAACGCGCGUCGGCAGUCGAAGAGUCGUGCAGAUAUCUGCUGGAUUCAUGCUCUUCUUUUCUGUUCUUGGGAAAUUUGGGGCUGUUUUUGCUUCAAUCCCACCAUCCAUCACAGCUGCAUUGUACUGUGUCUUCUUCGCCUACGUCGGUGUUGGUGGUUUAAGCUUUCUCCAGUUCUGCCAGCUGAACAGUUUUCGAAACAAAUUCAUAUUAGCCGUUUCUAUCUUUCUGGGCUUGUCAGUGCCUCAGUACUUCAACGAGUACACAGCUAUAAAUGGAUACGGUCCAGCCCACACACAUGCCCGAUGGUUUAACGACAUAGUAAACGUCCCCUUCUCGUCAGAAGCUUUCGUGGCCGGUAUACUGGCGUUUUUCUUCGACAACACCCUCGACAAGAAGGACCCACAGAUAAGGAAAGACAGAGGCAAGCACUGGUGGGACAAGUUCCGUUCGUUCAAGACCGAUACAAGAAGCGAGGAAUUCUACUCCCUUCCCUUCAACCUCAACAAGUACUUCCCAUCUGUGUAAUUCUUCUAUGUUUGAAAGGACAAGAGGGAGUUUUCCUCAAUUCUUGCUCAUUGAGUAGCUCUGAAAAAACUUAAGUAUGUGCCUCAUUGGCUGUUCUUUGACUUGCAUUUUGCUAUGUGGCAAUAGAAAUAUAAAAAUAGCCCCAAAGAUGCCUUGGAUUAUUUGUUAGUGUCUCUUUGUUGUUUGAUGUAAACUUUGCUGGUUAUAUAAAUUUAGCAGCAAUGAGGCAAGUUUGCUGCUUUUGGUUUA
Messenger RNA from Sesamum indicum (sesame), 2045 nucleotides. RefSeq names its product nucleobase-ascorbate transporter 6. Gene Ontology annotation, molecular function: transmembrane transporter activity. Gene Ontology annotation, biological process: transmembrane transport. The record is from RefSeq and is a predicted model, not a curated record. Gene Ontology annotation, cellular component: membrane. NCBI's taxonomy places the organism in Eukaryota, Viridiplantae, Streptophyta, Magnoliopsida, Lamiales, Pedaliaceae.